AUGUUGUCUCUCACCAAUUCAUUAUUCUACAGGCGGGAAGUAAUAGUCACAUCUGCUGUCUUAACAUGUGAGGUCAUAAAGGUGAUCUGUGCUCUUCUUCUCAUGGCCAAAGAUGGGACUUUGAAAAAAGUGUUUAAAGAGUGGACAUUAGCUGGAUCACUGACUGCAUCAGGUUUACCAGCUGCUAUCUAUGCAUUGCAGAAUAGCUUGUUGCAGAUUUCGUACAAAAACCUUGAUUCUCUCACAUUCUCAAUGCUGAAUCAGACCAAACUAUUUUUCACUGCGUUUUUCACCUAUACGCAAAAGCAGUCAAGCCAACAGAUUGGAGAUCUCUUCUUGUUAAUACUAGCGGCUGUUCUUUUAAGUGUUGGUGAGGGUUCCAGCAACGCUUCAAGCAGUAGUAAUCCUGAGGAAAUCUUAUUUUAUGGAAUUGUAUCUGUCCUGGUAGCUUCUGUGCUCUCUGGUCUCGCUUCUGCUUUGUGUCAGUGGGUGUCUCAGAUAGGCCAAAUGAUCCCUGUGACACUCAAUGCUGUUGGUGGAACUCUGGUGGGGCUUGUGACAUCAUAUGCGGGUGGUGUUCGUAAGGGAUUUGUCGUGGUUUCUGCACUCCUUGUCACUGCGAUGCUACAGUUUAUAUUUGAUGGCAAACCACCUUCUGUUUUCUGUCUUGUGGCGCUUCCACUUGUAAUUACAAGCAUAUUGAUUAAUCAGAAGUAUCCACGUACCGCGUUAAAGCAAAGGAGUCAUGAUCCAUUAUAG
Molecule: messenger RNA, 759 nt
Organism: Oldenlandia corymbosa var. corymbosa
Lineage: Eukaryota; Viridiplantae; Streptophyta; Magnoliopsida; Gentianales; Rubiaceae
Source: the annotation of a GenBank genome assembly